Cavia porcellus (domestic guinea pig) is the source of this 1178-nucleotide messenger RNA. RefSeq names its product RD3 like (gene Rd3l). Lineage: Eukaryota; Metazoa; Chordata; Mammalia; Rodentia; Caviidae. Bases 49 to 975 code for a protein of 308 amino acids. The transcript has 4 exons. The record is from RefSeq and is a predicted model, not a curated record.
ACAGCACUAAACUGUGACCUACAGCUAUGCACAGCCACGUAUCACAUCAUGCGACAGUGCCGCUUUCGCGAGGAGCGCAUCUGUGGUGCUUCUGACGGGGUUCCUCAUUUCAUUACCAGACACACGUCCAAUGUGCUUGGGACCAGCACCCAUCGCUGGGGACACCUUUUUCAAAAGAAUGAGUGCAUUCUGAAGGUAGACCAUUAUGAAAUAUGUGAAGAUUCAAUAUUUCAGUGGGUAAAUUGGGAGGCUCCUUCCUUCGAGAGAGAACACAGCCAGGAGAAAGAGAGAUGCCUGAGUGAACCACAGCUUCAUUACCAAUCCGAGUCAACUCUGGCAACGGCCCUGCAUCCGAUUCACCAGCUUGGCAGGCUAAAAAUGCCACUUUUUGGUUGGAUGAAAUGGCCAAAAAAUGAUUCCUACAAACCCACACACUACACCGGCUCAGAUGUUGUGACAAAGACUCUACUUCGGGAAUUGAAAUGGCAUCUAAAGGAGCGAGAGAGAUUAAUACAAGAAAUUGAAAAUGAAGAAAAAGUAAGAAAAACAGGUGUGGAUUACAGCUGGCUGAGAAACUACCAGAAUCCUCACACAACUAUCCCAGCCAUGGAACAAAGACAACUCGAAGUUCUUUGCUCACAAGUUCAACCUUGCCAAACUGGAACUAUUCUCAGCAGAUUUCGAGAAGUUUUGGCAGAAAAUGACGUACUGCCAUGGGAAAUAAUCUACAUCUUCAAGCAAGUGCUGAAAGACUUCCUCAGCAGCCUGGACAGAGGCAGUCCUGGAGAGAGUCUGCAGGAGUCCGGGGAGACAGGCUGUCCCUCUGCCUCUGCACUGCCAGGUGACCAUGCCCAGAGGACAGACAAAGACGAAAUACCCACUAUCUCUAGUUAUGUAGACAGAAACACAAACAACAGGUUCCCACCAUGUUCACACAGAAUAUGGAACCUACCAUAUUAUUAUCCAUCAAGUUAGAAAGGCACCAAUCACCAGCAAUUUUUACAACCAACUUAGAAUCAGAGCCCUUACUGAGUACAACUUCAAGUUUGUUGUUUCAAGGCCAGAAGUUAAAAUUCCUAUGGUUGUACCCUAUUUUAAAUAACAGUCUUGUCUUAACCAUUCUAAAUAUGCAACGUUCCACUUAAUGAUACACUUUUAAAUAAAAAUUUUCCUAAAUA